AUGAAGCUGGGCAAGUGGAUGUUCUGGCGGCCGGAUGAGCGUCGCGUGCUGAUGCUGGGCUUCGACUACGCGGGCAAGACGACCCUUCUGUACCGAUGGGUCCUCGAUGAGCCAAUCACGGCCAUUCCCACCAUCGGCUUCAACGUCGAGACCAUCAAACAUCCCGGAGGCUACGCAUUCCAAGUGUGGGACGUUGGGGGUUGGCUCGGGUCCUCUGAAUGCCUCAUCUACAUGCACAAUUGCUCAGAGAUGGAGAGGCUCGAUGAGCAGGUGGGUGUGCUCAAGACCGUCAUCACCGACGACGAGAUGCUCGCUGUGCCGGUCCUGGUUGUGCUCAACGUGCAAGACCUGAUGCAGCCGGCGGCCAAGGCCGAACACAUGGCUAAGAUCCUGGCGGCAUACGCAGAGCUCAUCGCGACGUGCAGGAGACCAGGGUCGAUCAGGAUUUUCAACCAGCCCGGCUUCUCCGCCAAGACGGCCGAGAAUCCUAGGAUUAUCCUAGACGAGGUCGUGAAGAUGCUGGAGGACCAGAACGGCGGUGCUGCUGCGCUCCCAGCGAAAAAGAAGACGGACGCAGAAAACGCCAACCCAACGGCCCUCGCUUUGGAUGCUGAGCGAGUAAAGACGAUGGUGGAGGCUGACUCCAUGACGACAGACGGCUUCUGGCAGGCUUUCGAGGACGGAUCGCUAGCGCCAUGGGAUCACUACAAUCACCUCAAGGCUGGCUUCUUCGUGUUGAUGGAAGCCUUUGAGCAAGGGUGCGGCGUUCUCGAAGCCGCCGAGACCUUCAUCGGCCACUUGGAGCGGCUGCGAGCGGGGAACCCGCAGCGUUUCCGCAACACGACCCAUCGCACAAUGACCAUCUUCUGGCUGGCGCAGCUCCACGUCGCCGCCGCCAACUAUAUCAACACGCUCAACACCAAGCGGGCGCUGCGGCGGGACGACUUCAAGGACGUCCUGUUGCACAGCCCCCAACUCACGGAUGCCAGGCUGUGGAGCACGUACUACUCCAAGGCCAUCUUGUUCGCCAAGGAGCCCAGGGAGCGAUGGUGUCUGCCGGACCUGAAGCCGCUGCCGUCCGUCGCGGUGACGGCCGCGAAGCGCCGCCAGAAACCAGGCCAGCCGCCCGCCGCCGUCGGCGUCGCGGACCGGCUCAUCAGUUUCGGUCUGACCGUCGUCCAGCAGACGCUGACGUCCAAGGCGCGCCGCGGGCCCAUUGUCAAGGCUGCCCUCGCCGCGCUGGAAUCCUCAACGAUGCGGGAGCGCGCCGUCACCGCUGCCAUCCCGCCGUACUCCGAGACGCAGGCGUAUUUCUGGGUGCAAAUGGUCCACGCCGCCAUCGCCACAGCCGCCUCUCCCGAGAAUGCUGCGAAGAGAGAAGAUGAGAAGCACGAGUGGUCCGGGUCGGUGGAGGCGCUAACGCUCCCGGCGUUCAAGGCCCUCUACAGCAUCACCGGGGACGAGUGGCGCGCGCACUACUCGACGAAGCUGUGGGAAAGCCUCGGGGCGCGGAUGCAGUUCUGCCCGCCGGACAGGAAGCCCCUGCCCAACGUCGUGGCCGUGUUCGAUAAGACGGGCGUCAGCGAGGCGCGUGGCGUCAUGGUCGAGAAGCAGGUCUCAGAGAGCGAGCCGGGCGACGCGGAGCUUCCGCUGGCAAAGGACCUGGCGGUCAUGGCGGCGGUGCUGGCGCAGGAGGUCGUGGACGGAUCGAGCAGUGGGCACGGGGCGAUGAUGCAGUCGCUCUUUGAGGUGAUGCAUUCGAAGGCGACGGAUGAGGAGGAGAGGGAGCAGGUCGCGAGCCGCAAGCGACGGUCGCGGGCCAUCGCGGCAGCCCUAGAGGUGCCGUGUCCCGGCAUCGACGGCCUGACGCAGAGAGUGUUUUGGGUGCAGCAAAUGCUCCUGGCCGUUGGCGGGCUCGAUGGAGGAGCGAACUUUGGGGAUUUCAUCCGAACAAACGCGCAUCUGGCGUACAAGGACCUCGCGUUGGUGUACUACUCGCCGAUGCUGUGGGCGAGCGAGGAGGCCAAGGCGGUGUACAUAGCGCCGGACCGCAAGGCUCUCAGCAGCCUGGUGAGUUGA
This is a messenger RNA of Cordyceps fumosorosea ARSEF 2679, 2079 nucleotides long. Its product is annotated as ARF-like GTPase ARLP2. Bases 1 to 2079 code for a protein of 692 amino acids. The transcript is spliced from 4 exons. Gene Ontology annotation, cellular component: cytoplasm. Gene Ontology annotation, biological process: intracellular protein transport; vesicle-mediated transport. Gene Ontology annotation, molecular function: GTP binding; GTPase activity. Lineage: Eukaryota; Fungi; Ascomycota; Sordariomycetes; Hypocreales; Cordycipitaceae. The record is from RefSeq and is a predicted model, not a curated record.